This is a messenger RNA of Solea senegalensis (Senegalese sole), 625 nucleotides long. RefSeq names its product cytochrome c oxidase assembly protein COX19 (gene cox19). Bases 84 to 371 code for a protein of 95 amino acids. Gene Ontology annotation, biological process: mitochondrial respiratory chain complex IV assembly. The transcript is spliced from 3 exons. NCBI's taxonomy places the organism in Eukaryota, Metazoa, Chordata, Actinopteri, Pleuronectiformes, Soleidae. The record is from RefSeq and is a predicted model, not a curated record. Gene Ontology annotation, cellular component: mitochondrial intermembrane space.
CCUACGUCAUAACCACGCGCCCAUUACUUGCUGGCUCUUGUGUACAGUACAGUCGGUGACCGGAACCUUAGACAUAAACAAACAUGUCCACUGCUAUGAACUUCAGCUCUAAGUCUUUCAAACCUCGGGCUCCGGAUAAAGGUUCUUUUCCUUUGGAUCAUUUCGGAGAGUGUAAAGACUUCAAGGACAAGUUCAUGAGAUGUCUGAAGGACAACAGCUACGAUAACUCCCUGUGUCGAGUGCAGUCCAAAGACUACCUGGAAUGUCGGAUGGAGCAUCAGCUGAUGGCCAAGGAGCCGCUACAGAGACUGGGAUACAAGGAUCUGAUUGAUCCUCCUUCUCCUUCCAGCGAAUCAGACAAAAACACUUAACCCUGACCUGCUCACAGAACAGCAGCUGACUCGGCUGUACAACAGCGGUGUUUCUCCAAGAGUGCCAACAUCUAGCUGGGUGAGAUGAGAAAAGAAAGAAAGCAUAAUGAAGUCAGACACUUCUGCUUUAAGCUGCUCAGGUCGAGGCCACAGAGGACGACAUCGCUGUAUUUGUUCACUUGUGUAAAUAAGAUGAAAUCUGUAAUAUAUGGGGAUAUUUUUGACUUCUGUCAAUAAAUGCUUUUUAUUUUAAA